CGUGCCCAUUCACUCACUGACACGAAACACAAAGAGGUGAGCAAGUAUGUCGACGGUAUUCUUGGCGUCCUUUACCUGUGCACAGGAGCCGGACUCGUCGUCGGUGGGCAAGGUCGGCCCUGCGGUGGCCUGCUAUCCGCGCGACGGCACACCGCCUAUGGCUGGUGCAAGUGGUGGAGGCGGCCGGCAGGCACCUGCGCACAACGGUGGCACCGCUGUCGGUGGGAUGGCAAUGGCAAAUUCGCCCGCUGCUGGGGGCAUGAUCAACUUUGCUGCCACUGGCAUGCCGCCCGCCGCUGCUCAGGCAGGCCAUGGCAUGGCCGGCUCGCCGCCUGCUGUUGCCCAUCACGGCUCGAUGGCAAGUCCGCUCGGAUCACCCAAUGCUGGAGGUGGAGAGCUCUGGGCCAUUCCGAGCAUGCCGGGCAUGGCCGCUGCGUCGAUGCAGCCACUGGCCGCCGCCAUGGGAAUGCCCGGCGUGCUGGGCAUGCAUGGCGCCGCCGGCAUGGUGCCAGGCAUGGGAAUGCCCGGCCCCAUGUACUCGGGCAUGCCUGCGUAUGGCAUGAACCCCAACAUCCACCAUCGCCGCAUGCAACAGCAUCAGUUCCAGAUGGCGCAGGCGCAGGCGCAGGCGCACGCUCAGGCGCAGGCGCAGGCACAAGCGCAACAGGCACAGGCGCAGGCGCAUGCACAAGCACAGGCGCAAGCACAAGCGCAGGCAGCCAGAGAUGCCGAAAACGCACAGGCAGCAGUGGCGGCAGCAGCACAGGCCGCAGCGCAGGCCACCGCCGCCGAGGCCGGUGAGGCAGAGCCUGACGGCGCGCAAAGCAAUUCUGCCAAGGCAGACGCGAGCGGCAAGGCGCGCCCGGGCCCGAGUACCGUUCGCUCGGGUCUCGCCAACUCGGCGUGGAGCAAGGGUGCACCCAAGGCGUGGUCGCAGGUGGCGGCAGGCGGCAUCAAGCCGGCGGCGACAGCGGCGUCGGUGACAGCAGCGUCGUCGGCGGCAGCUCACAAGAACGCAGCGACUGCCGGGGCGCGGGUGCAGGCGGCGUCGUCGCUGGUGCCGGGCGUCGAGGUGCGGGCGCUCAUUCCGAGGCUCCGCGAGCUCAUCCACUCCGCCAAACUGCACACUCAGUACCUGUCCGUCACCCGCAAGGUCUGGAGCGGAAUGAUCAACACCGACAACUUUUGCUACGCGCACUCGAUGCUGCAGGCGCUGAUGGGCAUGCCGAUGUUCUACGACCUCGUCCACCAGCUCUACCCGGCGUACGACAUCGUUGAAUGGGAAUCGACGCCCAUCAUCUACAUGCUCCUCUCGCUCGACGCUGACAUGUUGUGCAAGGAGUCGUCAACAACGGUGGCGGUCUCAACGGCGCGGCAGCGCAAGGCCAAGUCCAGGGGCAGGCGCCGCGGGCGUGGUGGCGUGCCUGGCUCGGCACCCGCCAGCGACGGCAGCUCGGCAGGCGCCGAGGGUGCAGCAGGCGCGACCGCCCGAGUCGGCGAAGCGGCAAGCUCGACCGCAGUCCAGUUUGAGGUCGCCGAGGCGUUCAACCCGGAAUACGUUCGUGACGCGGUGAGCCUGUUUGUUGCCAAGUAUGCCGGAGACAUGGCCGGCUCGACCGUGACGCACCAGCAUGACGCACAGGAGUGGCUCACCUUUGUCCUGCACUCGCUCCACGAGGAGUUCCUCCUUGCUGGUGGGCUGGCGGAUACGUCGGACGACGGCGACGGAUGGUCCGAGGUGAGCAAGGGCGGCCGGGCGGCCGAGGUCUCCCGGACCGCCAGCCGCGACAUCACCCUCAUCUCGCAGCUCUUUGCCGGAACAACCAAGUCUACCCGGUCCGGUGGCGGCCAAGCGUCGCUCGUCACGCUCCAACCAUUUUGGACGGUCCAGCUCUACGUCGCCGACCACGACUCUGUCCGCGACUGCCUCGCCUCGUUUGCCGGCUCGGAGCUCAUCGAGGGUUACGUCGACAAGCGGACUGGCCGUGAGACGCGGGUCACGAAUGAUACCUCGUUCCACACUCUCCCGCCCAUUCUCAUUUUCUCGCUCAAGCGGUUUACCUACAACAAGGCCGGCGGGCCGAUCAAGAUUGUGCGGCCGAUCAAGUUUGAGCACGAGCUCACCAUUCCCAAGAACCUCUGCUCCGAGAGCCUCAAGUCGUCACUCAUCUCGCGCGAGGCCACUACAUCACCCACGUCCGGAUGA
Messenger RNA from Thecamonas trahens ATCC 50062, 2206 nucleotides. RefSeq names its product ubiquitin specific protease 10. The transcript is spliced from 2 exons. Gene Ontology annotation, molecular function: cysteine-type deubiquitinase activity; cysteine-type endopeptidase activity. The record is from RefSeq and is a predicted model, not a curated record. Gene Ontology annotation, biological process: protein deubiquitination. Bases 47 to 2206 code for a protein of 719 amino acids. Gene Ontology annotation, cellular component: cytosol; nucleus. Lineage: Eukaryota; Apusomonadida; Apusomonadidae.